AUGAACACCAGCGAGACUGCCGCAGCCAAUCCAGGCACAGCGACAGAGACGACAACCUACUUCAAAGUCCUCAGCCUCGUCAUUCUCCCCUUCAUCGUGACAUACGUCUUCACGUCCUUCGGCAAUAAUGGCUAUCAGCAUGGUCAAAGCGCACGAGAGCCCCCGAGGGUUCCGUACUGGAUCCCGUACGUAGGAAACACAAUUGGCUUCGCUUUCGACACUGAGCGCUUCUUAUCGUCUAUCCUAUCCAAAUUCGGCAAAGUCCCGCUUCGUAUCUUUGUCGGCGCUGAGCCUAUGUACUUUAUUCCUCACGGCCAGCCUAUCAUUGAGCUCUUCAAGGCGUCGCGACACUUGACUACCAAGUCCCUUGGUGUCAUGACGGUUCGAGAUGCUUUUGGCUUGCCAGAGUGUGAUAUGCCAAUCUAUGUCGAUGAUGAUUCUAAAUAUGGACAUGUUGAUCCAUUGAAGAGAUUUGACUUUGUUCACCAUCGUGAUUUGCAUGCUCUUUUGACAGGAGGGCCACUAAACUCCAUGACUGCAAAAUUUGUCGAGGUCUACUCUGACAUGAUCGAGAAAGAUACCAGUUUCAGUGAAGGCGAGUGGACUGAGGUCGAUGAUCUUUACGAGUGGCUUAAGAACAACCUUUUCCGCGCUGCAAUAACUGCACUAUGUGGUGAUAAGUUCCUCGAACUCUCGCCGACUUUCAUUGAGGACUUUUGGGUUUUUGACUAUCAGCUUCCCGAUCUUUUCAGGCGGAUGCCUCGAUGGCUUGUUCCGAAGAGUUAUGCAGCCAGAGACAAGUGCCUCGAGAGCAUGCUGCGGUACCAUGAGUAUGGAAACAAGCUAUUUGACUUUACUGAUGAAGACGGUGUCAUCAGGGAGGAAUGGACAUCGGAGUUUGGUACGAAGUUGAUGAGUGCUAGACAGAAGAUGUUUCAGAGCGUUGGGAUGACUCCGCGAGGUGGUGCUGCUCUUGACCUUGGGCUCAUGUGGGCGGUAAAUGCUAAUGCCAUUCCCGCUGGCAUGUGGAUCCUCCUCGAUAUCUUACUCGACAAGGACCUGAAGGACAGAGUAAUGGCUGAGAUGCAGCGUUCAUUCAUCGACAAGUCCCUCUCUUUCGAUAUCGAAAGGCUCUGCUCCGGCCCCCUGAUCAACUCCAUCUACCUCGAGACGCUGCGUCUUCGCGUCGCUUCACCCGUUGGACGAACACCCAUCAUCCCCAAUCUCAAAUUCGGAAAGUGGCAGUUCAAGCAGGGCGUUGGCAUGCUAUCCUCAUCCUGGGUUGGCGGCCAUGAUCCCGACUUUUGGAACACUGGACAUGUAAAGCCUGGAGGAACUGAAGAGCAUCCCGUUGAGUCGUUCUGGGCAGAGAGAUUUCUGGUCUACCAGAACGACCCGACUAGCGGUCCAGUUCGACCAACUGCUUCUGCCGACAAGCCUGCAAAGCGUUCCUCAGGGGACGAUCGUAAAGCACGGUCUACUCUUGAUGGAACGCUGGGAUAUUGGUAUCCUUACGGAGGCGGGACAAGAAUGUGCCCUGGUCGAUUCUUCGCCAAACAGGAACUCAUAGCUGCAGCGGCAGUUGCUCUGCGUGCGUUUGACAUUCAACUUCUUGACCCCGAAGCUGCGAGUAGGGUUAGGCCGAACAUGGAUUACUUUCCGUUUGGAACUAUUCCGCCCAAGGGCAAGGUCGCUGUUCGGAUGAGGAGGCGGAAGCUCUGA
Molecule: messenger RNA, 1722 nt
Organism: Fusarium fujikuroi IMI 58289
Lineage: Eukaryota; Fungi; Ascomycota; Sordariomycetes; Hypocreales; Nectriaceae
Product: related to cytochrome p450 7a1
Exons: 3
Coding region: 1-1722 (573 amino acids)
Molecular function (GO): iron ion binding; steroid hydroxylase activity; heme binding
Source: RefSeq, a predicted model, not a curated record